This is a messenger RNA of Caenorhabditis sp. 36 PRJEB53466, 1726 nucleotides long. NCBI's taxonomy places the organism in Eukaryota, Metazoa, Nematoda, Chromadorea, Rhabditida, Rhabditidae. The record is from the annotation of a GenBank genome assembly.
AUGGAUCAACCAAUUGCAACAAGAAGAAUGGAGAAGCAGUUUGGAUUUGCUUCCAAUCUCCGGCGUCACAAUGCCGUUAUGGCAGAAGUGAAGGAUCAUUCGAUGUCAGCGUUCGCCAUGACGCUUGCAGAAAACAUCGAGGACUUUGUGAUUGACGACAUGACCAAUGAGGGUCUGACGAGAGGAUUGGCAAUAGAGGUACGUGCAGAGAGCACACUGCGCAAAAGGUUUGGAGGCCUAGACUUUUGGGUCACUUGCAAUAAUCCCUGUGGACCCAAACUUUGCAGGCUUCUUGUACUUGGAUUUAAGUAUUUUGGGUCUAAGUAUCAGUUCAACUGGAUCAUGUUGAUAUUUAAUGAUUUAGAACCGAAAAUUGCUCCCAAAAUGAUUUAAUACAAGUCCAAGGAUUUUGCAAAGUCCGGGCCUUUUGCUCAGCCUUGGUUACAUUGUAGGCUCGAUAAAUCACAAGUCAUUGAUAGAUUUUUCAGUUCUGCCGACUCAAAUGUCCACAGUGCGACAAGGAAGCAGCACACACACGAGCACUCAUUGAACACCUAGCAGAAAACCACAUGACAACGUCGGAGAGAAGCGUUUACCAUGAGACUAACUUGGUCUCGCCGGAAAUUAACAGAAUCUUACAAGAGGCAAUGAGAAUUCAGGGCGAGAACAGUUUCGCCAGGAGGUACGUCUUUUUUUAGAGUUUGCAAUGUGAAUGUAAUUUUCUGUUUCUAGAAAGUUUGCGAACGCAGGAAAAGGAUUGAUAGUGAGAACAUCAUCCCCGUUGUUCUCCUUCCUCGCACUGUACCACAUGAAGAUCUUCCUGCACACCCCGCCAUCAAACAAAGCCAAUCUGCCAGAAAAAAUCAUUCAGUGGAUCAUGAAGGUCAGUUCAAUGUUUCUUUAGUAAAUUGCGCGUAGUAUAGCUGAGAUUUAGACCAAGGCCUCGGGAUUAAUAACACAAUUUUCGGGGAAUUGAGUUUUGAAGAUUGGGGCGCCGCCUCUAAAGUGGGGCAUGAGCGAAUAUGUAGGGGUUCGAAAUCACGUUUUUUAUCGUGGACGAAUAAAGUCAGGAAGAGGGCAUAAGAGCAAAGUCUGAGCCCCGUGAAGGUUCGGUGAGCUUCAUGUGAGUAGAGGGCAAGAGUUAGACUGGUUCCUUACACUUGUUUCCAAGUUUAUCACCUUUUAUUUCAGAAAGACGCUGAGAACUACAAGAUCUUCUUCGUGUUCACCUACCAGGAGAGGGCGCUAAUAAAAAUCAGAGAAGAGCGAAAGAAGAAGGAGGAAGCUGCGUAAGUCCUCCAUAAACUACACCAGAUCCAAUUGAUUCGUAUUCAGGGAGAUGCAAGAACUGGAGAAGCUGUGCUGGCGUGCCUCCAUCACCAAUGAAGACAUUUUCUUCAAGAAGCGUAACACGGAGGAAAGUGACUGCUUGGCCAGCGCACUCAAUCUGUCUUCCGAUUACACAAAGGAACAGUUGGAGGAAGCGAUCAAGAAGGCCACUGCCUCUGGUCCUCUAAUUCUUGAGAGGUAUUUCAAGUCUCAAUGAAAAUCUUAAUGAGAACGUAUGAAUUUCAGCGCGCCGGCUAGUUACGAAGACAUCAAAACCGACGACGGAAGGUUGAUGAGUGCUGAAGAGCGUCGACUGAUUUCGACACUGACAACGGAUCGUCUGAAUGUUACUGGUGCCAAGCGUCGUUGUACUCAGAACAAGAAGUAUAAUUGUUGA